GGGGCGCUUCCGCGUCUGCUGGCUGCAUCUCGCACGCUACACCAACCAACCCAUUUCGAAUCACUUUUUCGCAACUCGUCGACGGCGACGCGACUGCCCGACGGGUACACGGGUAUUGCCCGCGACUCGACUCGACUCGACUCGACCUCGCGAGCCCGAAACAAACGACGACCGACGACUGUCCAACCCCGACCGGCCGGCCGCCGUCUUCUACUACUACUUGAUAAAUUUGCCACGACACUUAGCAAUAGCCUUCCAUCUCCCCCCGUGUCCGCGUCGUCGUCGAGUUCAGUGUCAUUGGAAAGCGAACGAUCCGCGCCCCUUCCUUACCACCCCACACGGCAUGUCGUCCCGCGGCAAGUCCUCGGCCGGUGCCGCCGACUCGGCCAAGACGGCGACCAAGCGGCUCAUCAAAGAGCUCGACGUGUGGCGCAAGGAGCAGCGUGAGGAGCAGGGCAUCGAGCGCCUCGGGCCCGUCUCCGAGGACAACCUGCUCGAGUGGGAGGCCGUCAUCAACGGGCGCGGCAUCGGCUGCGGCUACGACGCCGGCCGCUGGCUCCUCAGCAUCUCCGUCCCCGCCGCCUACCCUCUGCAGCCGCCCAAGAUGCGCUUCGCCACCCCCGUCGUGCACCCCAACAUUGCGCUCGCGACGGGCGAGAUCUGCCUCGACCUGCUCAAGGACGCGUGGACGCCCGCCUACAGCGUGCUCGAGUGCGUGCGCGCCGUCCGCAUGCUCCUCGGCUGCCCCGAGACCGACUCCCCCCUCAACGUCGAUGUCGCCGCCCUGCUGCGUCAGGGCGACAUCCUGGGCACGCGCAAGCUCGUCGAGUGCUGGUGCGCGGACGACGGCGGCCGGUAUGAUGGGCCUUGAGCAGAGAGAGAGAGAGAGAGAGAGAGGUGGACCACCAGUGAUGGCCCAGGUCGGAUGGGAGGGGAGGCAAGGAGGAGGGGAAAGUUUGACGGGAUCCUAGCGAGGACCGAGGACCGACCGAGCAGGCGUGGGACCAUGCCAGCGCAUACUGGCAGUGGACUGGGAAAGGAGCAGGGACAGAAUGAUAUUUACAUGGACCCCCAGGGCUUGGAGAGACGGCGUUGCCUCAACACACUGCUUUUAAAAUCUAUGCGGUUUGGCGAGUUUGCAUACCCAACACCUACUAUACCAAGCGAAUCGCGUGGCCGUUCGUCAUGUCUACUUGGAGAAGGAUGCAAGGAGAAUGAAAUAUGCUGAAACAGAAUCCUGUGCAAAAACACAUGAGAUUUUUGAAGUAGCUG
Messenger RNA from Purpureocillium takamizusanense, 1272 nucleotides. RefSeq names its product E2 ubiquitin-conjugating enzyme (gene PEX4). The transcript is spliced from 2 exons. Bases 344 to 871 code for a protein of 175 amino acids. NCBI's taxonomy places the organism in Eukaryota, Fungi, Ascomycota, Sordariomycetes, Hypocreales, Ophiocordycipitaceae. The record is from RefSeq and is a predicted model, not a curated record.